Molecule: messenger RNA, 1728 nt
Organism: Coregonus clupeaformis (lake whitefish)
Lineage: Eukaryota; Metazoa; Chordata; Actinopteri; Salmoniformes; Salmonidae
Product: lysophosphatidic acid receptor 2-like
Exons: 6
Coding region: 1-1107 (368 amino acids)
Biological process (GO): G protein-coupled receptor signaling pathway
Cellular component (GO): membrane
Molecular function (GO): lysophosphatidic acid receptor activity
Source: RefSeq, a predicted model, not a curated record
AUGGAGAGCGGUGGCAGGGGGAACGCGUGCGACUACAGCCACAACGUCACCUUCUUCUACGAGUACGUAGGUAAGGACAUCGGCAGAGACUGGCGUGUCAGGGACUGUGUGGUAGUGGUCCUGGGCCUGACCAUCUGCCUCAUCAUGAUCCUGUCCAACAUAAUGGUGAUGGCGGCCAUCUUGAUCAACCGACGCUUCCACUUCCCCAUCUACUUCCUGCUAGCCAACAUGGCCGCCGCGGACCUGUUCGCCGGCUUGGCCUACACCAACCUCGUGCUCAACACAGGGCCCUGGACCAUCAGGCUGUCCAAGCAGCAAUGGUUCAUUAGGAAUGCUCUGGUGGACAUGAGCCUGACGGCAUCUGUGGCCAACCUGCUGGCUGUGGCGGUGGAGCGUCACCAGACCAUAAUUACCAUGCAGCUGCACAGCAAGAUGACCAACCGGCGUGUGGUGCUGCUGAUUCUGUGUAUCUGGGCAGUGGCUAUCAUCAUGGGCCUGGUGCCCUCCAUGGGGUGGAACUGUGAGUGCCAGCUUAGCGACUGCUCAAUCAUCGCCCCGCUCUACAGCCGCAGGUAUAUGAUCUUCUGGGCAUCUCUCAACCUGCUCACCUUUUCUGUCAUGGUGGCUGUGUACGCACGCAUCUAUGUCUACGUGAGACGUAAGGGUAAACGGAUGUCUCAGCACACCUCCCACCAUCUGAGGCACAACGAGACUGUCGUCAACCUCAUGAAGACUAUCUCUAUUAUACUGGGUGUGUUUGUCUUCUGUUGGACACCGGGCCUGAUGACUCUGUUGCUGGAUGGGAUCAUGGGUAAAGACAGCCAUGCCUUGACCUAUGAGAAGUACUGUCUGAUCCUGGCUGAGUGUAACUCCCUGGUUAACCCAAUUAUCUACUCCUUCCGGGACGAGGAGAUGAGGAGGACCUUUAAGUGUAUCCUGUGCUGCCUGUGUAGGAGGAGCUCUGACCACCAGGGAGAGCAGUCACCCAUUGAGUUCAACACACUGCACCCAGAGGUAGAUAAUGGUUGUGAAGUAAAAUCAGACGAUAAAGCCAACUUUACUGCCCAGCUGAUAAAGACAGAGUGGGGACAAGCCUCUUCACCCUGACAGCUGGAUUAAAUCAGGAGUCAUAUAAACACCAUGGACAUAAGAUCUACAGCCGCUCAUGAACUCGCUGAAGCGGUACAGAUUGCACAAUAGAAAUGUAAAGGUAAUUUCCGAUUUACAUAGUAAACGCUGCAUGUGAAUGCAGUCUCUGCUAAUGUGGGGACAUUGCCUUUAAAUUACUGUUACGCUGAACUUCCACGAUACAGAUUGAAUAAAGUCCUUAGUGGGGUUGAAACAGGACAAUGGACAAGCACUGGGACAAUAUGGUUAUUUAUAACACCAUACAUACUUUCAUGAGUAACAAACAGGGUCGCAUAAAUUUGGGCACACUGUAGUGUUGUCACGAUACCAGCAUUUUGACAUCGAUACCAGGUUUACUAUCACGAUACUGAAACAAUACCGUUGCAAGAAAAGUGACAGAAUAACCACUGGCCUUUUAUUUUUUAAAACAUUGAACAAUAUGUUGAUAACUUGUACAACAUCUAAAAUAAUAUAUUCUAUAUUCAAUUUCUUUCAAAAAAUAAAACACCAUAUUAAUAACCACCUAGAGUUGGGGGUUAAAUGUGUGUGUGUGUAUAUCUAUGUGAGAUUUCUUAUAUCUCCUAGAUAUGACACACUUCA